AUGUCGGAAGAACAGGACAUCCCGGAUGAGCAGCAGGCCCAGGUGGUCUCUGAGCACCUCCCAUCAGGCUAUACUGCAGAAUUUACUGGCAACAAUAACUCUGGAGUGGAGGAUUCUCUGAACCUUCAAGGUGGAGAUAUUCACAGAGAUAUCUUCAAGCUCAAUGCCCAACCUCGCCAGACCUUGCACCAGAGAGCAGCGACAUUCUCUGCUCCUCGUGUUCGCAGAGAAAGCUGGGAUUCGGAAUUGACGGCUUCCCAAGCACGAGCUCCUGGUGCUUUCCGCCGCCAAUACAUGCAGAGAAACCACACCUUCAACACUGCCACUAUGCCCGUUACCCGGAAUUUUGUCGAAUUUUUGAAUCUCUAUGGAAGCUUCGCUGGUGAAGAUCUCAAUGAGUCUGACGAUGAAGCUGUUGACGAUGAAGACGAAGAAGAGCAAGCCCCUGCAACCGAGAGCAGACCACUUCUCGGCCGUCGCAAGUCAUCUCGAGCAGCACCCAAGGGCGAUGCUGGUAUGGUCAAGUCUUUCUUCACACUUCUCAAGGCCUUCAUCGGUACCGGCAUCAUGUUCCUACCAAAGGCAUUCAGCAACGGCGGUAUCCUGUUCUCUUCUCUGACUAUGGUCUCUAUUUCAAUCGUCUCGAUGCUUGCUUUCCACCUGCUGCUCAAGUGCCGCAACCAGUACGGCGGUGGUUAUGGUGACCUUGGUAAAGCCAUUGCUGGAGACAAAAUGAGAUCCCUUAUCCUCGCCUCCAUCACCAUCUCGCAAAUUGGCUUCGUCUGCGCUGGUGUUGUCUUUGUGGCCGAGAAUCUCCACUCCUUCCUCGAGGCUGUUGUAAAGGGUGGCAUGCCUGUAUCAGUUCGUGCCUUGAUCGCGAUGCAGCUUAUCGUUUUGGUCCCGCUAUCUUUCAUCCGCAACAUCUCGAAACUCGGACCUGUUGCGUUGCUGGCCGACGUCUUCAUCCUCAUCGGUCUUGGUUACAUCUACUACUUUGACGUCUCCACGCUCACCAAGGACGGCAUUCACCCUACCGUUCGACUUUUCAACCCUAAUUCGUUCACCUUGACCAUUGGAUCAGCCAUCUUCACCUUCGAAGGCAUUGGACUUAUCCUGCCCAUUCAAUCUUCCAUGAAGAAGCCUCAGAAUUUCGAAUGGCUCUUGGCUGUGAUCAUGCUUAUCAUCACUGUCAUCUUCACUUCAGUGGGUGCUUUGUGUUACGCCACUUUCGGAGACGACACGCAGAUCGAGAUUAUCACCAACUUCCCUCAGGACAGCAAACUUGUCAACGCCGUCCAGUUCUUGUACUCCAUGGCUGUGCUCUUUGGUAACCCAGUCCAACUGUUCCCUGCCAUGCGUAUCAUGGAAGGAAAGUUGUUUGGCCAUCUGUCCGGCAAGAAGGAUGUGCUCACCAAGUGGAAGAAGAACGCUUUCCGUACAUUCUUGACUGGUGUUUGCAUCGCUAUCGCCAUUGCAGGUGCUGGCAAUCUGGACAAAUUCGUCGCUCUGAUCGGAUCUUUCGCGUGUGUGCCACUGGUCUAUAUCUAUCCUCCUCUGUUGCACUACAAGGGCUGUGCCGAGUCACGCCUCGCAAAGGCUGGCGACAUCAUCUUCAUGGUGAUCGGUAUUGGUAUGAUGAUCUACACAACAGGCGUCACACUGGUGAACAGUUUCUAG
This is a messenger RNA of Aureobasidium musti, 1677 nucleotides long. Lineage: Eukaryota; Fungi; Ascomycota; Dothideomycetes; Dothideales; Saccotheciaceae. The record is from the annotation of a GenBank genome assembly.